This is a messenger RNA of Phytophthora nicotianae INRA-310, 2420 nucleotides long. RefSeq lists its product as hypothetical. The transcript has a single exon. The record is from RefSeq and is a predicted model, not a curated record. NCBI's taxonomy places the organism in Eukaryota, Oomycota, Peronosporomycetes, Peronosporales, Peronosporaceae. Bases 37 to 1335 code for a protein of 432 amino acids.
AUCAGUGGCCGCCAAACUUAGAACACGCUGGGAGGCAUGGCGUUGGAGCUAGAGGAGGCGCUGGCCUUGCUGGAUGAGGCUCCGGCGGCUUCAAAUGAGCUACAAUUACCCCAAUUCCCUUCGUCUAUUGCAGACUCAUCAUCGGAUUUCUAUUGGAGCCUUCUGGAUGACAACGGAGACUGUGGGGUUGCAGAAACGUCCCAUUCAGAAGCUACCACAGUCAAUACGUUGGCCAACAAGAAGAAGAGGAAGAAACUCAACCCGAACAAAGCUCGAGAUGAACGUCGCUUCCAACUGAUUGAACUGAAGGAGCAAGUAGCAGAGUUGGAGCUCACUCUACAACGACUACAGACCGUCCGUAACAAGAGACCGAAAAGUUUCGAGCAUCCGAGUCAUACCAGUGGAGUUCCCCCUGUGUGGCAGGAGAUAUGUUCACGACAGCUUGUUAGGAGAUUGGAGGCCGAGAAGGAGAAUAUGAAACUGAAGAAGCAGUACGAAAAGGAGAAACAACUCGUCAAGAGCUUGGAAAAGAUGCUCUACAAACGACAUGCUACGUCGAAUGACACGGAGCCUCAAUUUACGAAACAGACACGACGAACAGAUAUUCCUGCUGGAUACAUUGAACGCAUGGCAGCAAUGAUCUUCAAGGAUCUCGCAGCUGGAGUGAAGGUGUGCUAUAGCAGAUUGGAGAGUGUUUUCGAGACCACACGCCCCGUUCCGAUGGAUUUAGUGAGGCACAGCGGGUUACUUGAUGAAACAAAGAAGCUGAAGGGCACAGAGAAGAAGUUUUACGACAGAAGGACCAUGCCGUUUGACAUGCGUACGACUGGAGAUGCUUGGUGGGAGAACUGGCACAACUACAGAGGUCAACGCUUCCAAGAUAUCGCAGCUAACGAGAUCACGGAGAGCUUUGGACUCGAGAUGAGCGACUUUAAGACCAACAUCUCUGCAACAGCUUAUGCUCAGCAGAUCUCACACCGGCAUAUUGAAGAUAAGCGCAUUGUGUUUGUGUGGGAUUCAUAUGUGGAACCCUUUGGAUUUGCCAACGAACGCGUCUGUGGAGUCUACCUCCUUGAGCAAAAUUACGUGCUGAUCGAGCCUGAAUCUUGGAGCUCUGAACGGGUUUGUGGGAGAAGCAAUGGCUAUGCUACGCGAGUGUCGACUUGCUAUGUGAUCACACCCUACUUUUUGGAUCCGAAGCUGAAAGAAGACGCAAAAACGAUGGCAGUGAUUAACUUUCUGGUGAGCUCGCUGUCCACCAACAUCAUGGCGCUUAGCGAGAUGGUAGAGACACUGCUGCUGGACCAGGUACUGCAGCAAUGCGGCGAUAAAUAAAUGAUCUCAUGUUUGUAGCUCGAGAACUUCACGUAAUCUAAAGAGCAUACGCAAUGGUUGACCGGAUCACCGCAACUUGAAGCGGAGGGUGUUUUAUCUACGUUGCCGCAGACUUUGGUCCAACAGCAUGUCCUCAAUUUUCUCGUUGCGCAUCAUGAUGUUGGAAGACAGCGAGCUGGCUACAAAAUCGGUCAAAGCAGUAAUUUUGGGGUCUUCUUUCAACUUCGGAUCUAAAAAGUGGGGCGAGAUGAUCUCGCAGGUCGACAUUCGAGUUGGGACUGCACCUUCAGAGGAGGAGUAUUGGUCGUCAGGUUUGAUAAUCACAUGGCUUUGCUCUAGGAAAUAGACGCCACUAACGCGCUCGUUUUCGAACAUGAAUGGCUCGAUAUACGCGUUCCAGACAAUUACUGUUCGGUGGUCUUCAACAUGUCGAUGUAAGAUCUGCUGCACGUAGAACGUGGCCGUUGUGUUCGCCAUCACGUCAGUGAAUUCCAAUCCAAAACUUUCUGCGACCACGUUGCCUGCUUCACAGCUUUGACCUCUGUAAUUAUGCCAGUGUUUCCACCAUGCAUCGCCAGUUGCACGCAUAUCGAACGGCAAGAUAUGGUGGUCGAACACUUCCAUGCGCAUACCAUUCAUGGCAUCACGUAGUAGCGGUUUCUGCGUCACUUUAUGCGUCGGCACAGGGCUGUUAAUCUCAAUAACGACUUCUGCGAUCCGAUAGGAAUUCUCGACGCCAGUCGACAGCUCGUCAAAGAUCAUUGCUGCCAUCUGCUUCAGACUCCCAGUAGGGAUAUCGAUACGUCUUGUACGAGUAUUUUCUCCCAGAUACAUGAUAUCCCGUUGGGAUGGGUGCCGGUACAGCAACUUCCUCAGACCUUUGACGACUUCCAUCUCCCUUUCACAACUCUUCUUUAAAUGUAUGUUUUCCCGUUCAGCUCUGAGUCGUUGUUCCAGCUGACGAAUACAAAACUCCUUCCACACCGCAGACAUACCGGUGGACUUGGUAUGAUUCGAUCGGUAUUUCUUAUGUUGAGCGCCUGUAGGCUUCUUCUUGAUUCGGAUUAUUUGCAACUGCUUGAGCU